Salvia hispanica is the source of this 678-nucleotide messenger RNA. The record is from RefSeq and is a predicted model, not a curated record. Lineage: Eukaryota; Viridiplantae; Streptophyta; Magnoliopsida; Lamiales; Lamiaceae.
AGCUCUUGAUCAGACUCACUGCACCACCCGAAUUCUAGGCACCUUUGACUACUUGGAUCUGGAGUAUUUCCAGUCGAGUCAGUUCACAGAAUAGAGCGACGUCUAUAGCUUUGGCGUGGUUAUGGUUGAGCUUUUAACGGGAGAGAAAGCCGUGACAGCAACUAGAGCUGUGGAAGGAUGGGGUUUAGCCUCACAUUUCUUGCACUCGAUGGAGGAAAACGUGUUGUUUCAGAUACUCGAUGCAAGGGUCCUCAAAGAAGGCAAGAGGGAUGAAAUCAUGGCUGUAGCUCCGCUUGCUAGAAGAUGUCUGAAUUUGAAUGGGAAGAAAAGGCCAACAAUGAAGGAAGUUGCAGCAGAGUUGGAAGCAACCAGAAAGGUGGAAGAAUGCUCUUAUGUUGAAGAUAGAGAUGGUGGGAGCAGAGAGUUUCAUUCUCUUUCUAUUGAGCUUCCUGAGUCUAUCAGCUUCUCUUCCAUCACUCCGUUUUCGCCAGAAGCUGAGUAUCCAUUUCUUGGUCAGUGAACCCUGUAUAGAUGAAGGACUACUUUCUUCAUCGGCUUUGCUUGGACUACUGUUUUUCUAACAUCCUUUUUUGUUUUGCCAUUCAAGAGUUUGUAUUGAUCUUAGAUCGUUGCAAAAAUUAUGUCAUGUAUUCGGUUUGUAUGUGAUACAUGUUCGUU